Cyphomyrmex costatus is the source of this 792-nucleotide messenger RNA. RefSeq lists its product as uncharacterized. Gene Ontology annotation, cellular component: plasma membrane. Gene Ontology annotation, biological process: detection of chemical stimulus involved in sensory perception of smell; sensory perception of smell. Gene Ontology annotation, molecular function: olfactory receptor activity; odorant binding. The record is from RefSeq and is a predicted model, not a curated record. The transcript has 7 exons. Lineage: Eukaryota; Metazoa; Arthropoda; Insecta; Hymenoptera; Formicidae. The coding region runs from base 1 to 792 and encodes 263 amino acids.
AUGAGAACCAGGAGGAGUUACUAUUACGAUAUCAGUAAAAGGUACCUCAUGUUAGUUGGCCAGUGGCCUUAUCAGAAGCCGAAAGAGAAACUUAUUUACUUUACAUUUAUAAUGAUACUUGCAACCACUUCACUCAUUCCACAGGGGGCAAGAUUUGGCGUGUGCAAAAGCGCGCAGUGUAUCUACGAAACUUUACCUCCAUAUAUGCUAGGAGUAAUAAUUUUAGUAAAAAUUUUAACAUACCAUUUUAACAGUCAAAAAAUUAAAGACCUCACAGAUCACUUAUUCGUAGACUGGGAUAUGCUCGAAACUAAAGAAGAACACGAUAUUAUGAGAAAGUAUGCCGAGAAAGGCAGAUGGUACUCGCUGAUAUAUGGCUGUAAGUUUGUAGAACUUAUUGAACAUAUCUUCACUAUACCUUUCGCAGCGCAAAUAAUUGUAGUAACGAUAGGAUUAAGUGUUACUUUGCUGCAAUUUACGCAGCAGGAAGGCGAUAUUUUAAUAUCAAUAAAAUACGUGUUGUACGUUAUCGCUCAACUGUUCCAUCUAUUCUGUCUCAGUUUCGAAGGACAGAAGCUAAUAGAUCACAGUAUUCAGAUGUGCGAUAAGAUAUACAGCAGCACCUGGUACGAAGUAUCCAUGAAAUCGCAAAAACUAAUCGUGAUGGUGAUGAUGAAAAGUGUACGACCAAGUUUCUUGAGCGCCGGCAAGAUCUACAUUUUAUCCCUAGAGAGCUUUACUAUGGUUCUACAAACUUCGAUGUCAUACUUCACGGUGCUUGCAUCCAUUUAA